Messenger RNA from Mauremys mutica (yellowpond turtle), 1460 nucleotides. It is a transcript of the gene GTF3C2, whose product is annotated as general transcription factor IIIC subunit 2. The transcript is spliced from 7 exons. The record is from RefSeq and is a predicted model, not a curated record. The coding region runs from base 16 to 1434 and encodes 472 amino acids. NCBI's taxonomy places the organism in Eukaryota, Metazoa, Chordata, Testudines, Geoemydidae. Gene Ontology annotation, biological process: transcription by RNA polymerase III. Gene Ontology annotation, cellular component: transcription factor TFIIIC complex.
GGCCCGCGGGCGCUGAUGGCGGCUCGUGCCGCAGCCGGGGCUAUGGGGGCGGCGGGCGCGGGGCCCCGCGGGACCCUGCGCUCGGAGCCGCCCUGCGCCGCGACGGCCGCCGCGGGACCGUCCGCCCCGGGGGGCCGGGCCGCGCGGCGGGAGGAACCGAGCCGCCGCCGCCGCCGCACGACAGGACGCGGAUCCCGAGGGAGCGAGGGGCCGGGGCCGGAGCCGGGCUCGCCGCAGGCUGCCGCCCGUGAGCUUCCAGCGCUGGUGGGCUUGGGGGUCUCAGCCCACCCUGAAGGGGGAUUGGCAGCUGCCAUGCCCAGGAGGAAGCCUGUCCGAAGCCGAAAAUCUAAAAGGAAACCGCCUGCCCGCAAGUGUCCAGCCCGGGCGGAAGCUGAGGGGCAUGGGGCGGGGACCUCAGAGAAUGGCCCCGCCUCACCCGUGAAAGUGCCAAAGAAACGAGGCCGUAAGUCCAAAGCAGAGCUGCUCCUGCUGAAGCUGUCGCAGGGUCUGGACUGCCAAGCGCCGGAGCCUAUCUGUGUGCAGAAGAUACUGGGGAGCAACGAGGCACCUGACGGCUUGGAGGCCACGCCCAGUGGGCGCCCCAAGAGGCGGGCGGCUAAAGUGGCCUUGCUUUACCUGCAGGAGCUGGCCGAGGAGCUGACAUCGGUGUACCAGCCUCUGGCUUCCAACGAGGGCCCCCAGGAAUCAGAGUCCGACAGCUCGAGGAAGAAGCGCCGGAGCAGAAGGAGGAAAGAGGAGGAGACUGAUGACGAUGACCUCUCCCGGGAUGUGGACUUUGUGCCCUCAGAGGAGGUGCUGCUUCAGGCGGCAGAGGAGGAGGAGGAGGAGAGUGACGUCCUGCUCAGCGAGGUCUCUGAGUCAGAGCCAGAGGCUGUCCGAGGCCACACCCCGAGGAUGCCGUCAGCAGGGAAGUCCAAGCCCCAGUGCCGAGGGCUUGCUCCCAAUGGCUUCCACAACUCCAUCAUGGCUCCUGUGUGGAAGUGUCCCAGCAUCACCCGCAGCCUGCGGGACCGGCACUACUCCCCCUGGGAAUUCCCCGACUGGCUCCCUUCUACGCGCAAGUGGACGUUUCUCUCGGAGAGCGAAUGUGCCCAGUACCUGCCGGGGGAGAUGAAGUCUCCCCUCUUUUCCAUCCAGCGGGAGGGCAUCGAAGAAGAUGGUGUCCUGUACCGCAUCAACAGGUUCAACUCCCUGCAGCCCCACGAGGAGCGCCUGGACGUGUCCUUCUUUGUGGGUGGCCCGGUGUGGGCCAUGGAGUGGUGCCCGUGUCCAGAGGGCUCUGCCGCCCCCCAGUAUGUGGCGCUCUACUGUAACAAGGACAUGGACGAGAAGCACAGCCUGGCCGAGCUCCACACAGGCCCUGCACUGCUGCAGCUCUGGGCUCUGGGCAUCCUGCAGCCAGAGGCAGGGUGAGUCGUGUGAGGGAGAGGCUCUGGGAG